GAAAAAAAAAUUACACAGGAGCACUUCGCCGCGGUCACACCACCCUCUUCUUCUUCACUAGAGAGAGCAACGCCUCUCUUCUUGUUCCUCGGCCACCGAACACCUUCCUCCGCCUUCGGUUCUUGCUAACCUAAGCCUCCUACUUAUCUAACAGUGCGCGUCCUUCUUCUUACUUGAAUUAUCUUUGCUCUUUCGUUCCCCAGAUUUGGAGGAUUGUCUUGGCGACAAGGCUUGAUCAUCUGGGAGGUUCUGGCGUUGGAGUUUGGUUUGGUGCUCCUCAGAGACUUGUAUUCUUGUAGCAUUGAUGCAUAAAUUCUUUGAGCGCUUGAAAUCAUUCGUGCGUGCACGUCGUGGUAAUAAUAACAAUGAGGCGACUGCUAGUGACGGAGGCGGGAGUACUAAUGGUGUCCGUGGGAACGCUGGGAAUGAAGCUCGAGAUGGCUUAAUUUGGUCCCGAGAAUCAGGGAAGUAUGGCUACGGUGAAUUCUCCAUGGCGGUGGUUCAGGCCAACGUGAUUCUUGAAGACCAGUGCCAGCUUGAGGCUGGCCCGUUCGGCACCUUUGUCGGUAUAUACGAUGGCCAUGGAGGAUACGAUGCUUCUCGAUUCGUUUGCGAUAACAUAUUUCGGCAUUUUCAAGCAUUGGCAUCCCAGUCAAAUGGAGUAGUUACACCUGCGACCAUUGAAGCAGCAUUUCGCCUAACAGAACAUGAAUUCGCCGCGUUUGUAGCACGUUCGUGGCACAAUGAUCGACCUGCUAUGGCUACUGUUGGAACUUGCUGCUUAGUUGGCGUGAUUUUCGAGCAGACCAUAUUUGUGGCAAACCUUGGAGAUUCCCGUGCUGUGUUGGGCACAAGAGUUCGAGGUACUGGAAAUUAUGGAGCUGUUCAGCUAUCAACCGAACACAAUGUAAGUAAUGACGAUGUUAGACGGGAAAUUGAACACUUGCACCCGAGUGAUCCCCAAGUUGUUCAAAUGAAGCGUGGAGCGUGGAGAGUAAAAGGUAUCAUUCAGGUUUGUAGAUCUAUUGGUGACAUGUUUCUGAAAGAUUCUGAUUUUAACAAGUCACCGAUUGCUACAAGAUUCAGAAUUCCGGAACCAAUGGACAUGCCUUACUUGACUGCUAAUCCAGAUAUUGUGACUCGUCCCAUCAGUCCAGAUGAUGUCUUCCUGAUAUUUGCAUCAGAUGGUUUAUGGGAGUUCCUGAGUAAUGAACAAGCAGUUGAGAUUGUCCGAACCAAUUCACGUUCGGGUAUCGCCAAGAAACUUAUCAAGGCUGCCCUCACCGAAGCAGCAUCGAGAAGAGGAGGGAGACUCUUGGAUCUGUACAAGCUUCAGGGUGUUCGGCGCCAAGUUCAUGAUGACAUUUCUGUGAUUGUUUUAUUCUUUAACCACAGCCUAAUAUCCAGAGCCACCACUGUUGAUCCUCCACUUUCUGUUCGAGGUCCUUUCAAUUACUGACAAUUCCUUUCUCUGUAGGCUGAUGCCAAAACUAGGUUUCUAUUACUGAUUUCUGCUAUGAUAUAUGCGUAAAGACCCAUUCUUUCAUGAUUUCUUACCACUCGUUAUUCAAUUCUUUGCCAUGGAGAAUAAAUCUAAUGGCAUUUCUUGAUUGUUUCUA
Molecule: messenger RNA, 1619 nt
Organism: Prosopis cineraria
Lineage: Eukaryota; Viridiplantae; Streptophyta; Magnoliopsida; Fabales; Fabaceae
Product: probable protein phosphatase 2C 42
Exons: 4
Coding region: 305-1459 (384 amino acids)
Biological process (GO): protein dephosphorylation
Molecular function (GO): cation binding; protein serine/threonine phosphatase activity
Source: RefSeq, a predicted model, not a curated record